Messenger RNA from Vanessa atalanta (red admiral), 5887 nucleotides. It is a transcript of the gene hlk, whose product is annotated as FK506-binding protein 5. The transcript has 26 exons. The coding region runs from base 38 to 5197 and encodes 1719 amino acids. NCBI's taxonomy places the organism in Eukaryota, Metazoa, Arthropoda, Insecta, Lepidoptera, Nymphalidae. The record is from RefSeq and is a predicted model, not a curated record.
GGCGGGCGGCCGGCGUCAGUACGCGCGCGCCCUCGCUAUGGCUCGGUGGGUGCCGGCCCUCGUGGCCCUGCUGCUCGUAUCCGUCGUCUCCGCCGCGCGCAAGACCGUGCCCCCCCCGCGCAUCGAACCGCAGAUCGAGGAGGUCACCGCCAAGCAGCUGGAGCGAGUGCUGGAGGACAAGGACUACGUGGCGGUGUUCUGGUAUGCCAGGAGCUGUGUCACAUGCGAUAAAGUUCUAGAAGAGCUAGAAAAGAUAGAUGACGACACUGACACGUUCGGCGUCGACUUCGUUAAGAUCAACGACAAGAGGCUCGCCAAACAGUAUGGCAUUACGAAAUUCCCCGCCCUCACGUACUUCCGUGAGAUGGAACCGAUCAUUUACGAAGGAGAUCUCAUGGACGAAGAGAGCGUCUUGGAUUUCCUGACGAGCUUAGAAGCAAUGGACCUUCCAGACCGGAUAGAAGAAGUCAAUCAAAAGAUCCUAGACAAAAUAAUCGAAGACACCGAAUACGUAGCUGUUCUCUUCUGUCCUGAUCACAAAAAUUGCGGCCCGAUGAACAACAAACCUGAAUGCAAGAAAUGUGCAAAGGCUUUGCAAGAGUUGGAGAAUAUUGAUGACGAAGCAGAUCAACUCGGUAUAGGUUUCGUAAAAAUUCACGAUGAGGAACUAGCCGAGGAGUACAGUCUUGGAGAUUUGCCAAGAUUGGUGUACUACAGGCAUCAAAUACCUAUUAUCUACGAAGGUGAGCUCAGUAGAGAAGAAGACGUCUUAGAAUGGCUCAUUGCAAACAAGUCGACUGGGGAUGAAGAAGAUGUGAUCGAGGAUGUAACGGCUAAGACUCUCAAUACUCUUAUAGGAAAUGUUGACAAUCUUGUUGUUGUGUUUUAUGAUCACGGUGAUGAGGAAUCGAUGACAGUUCUGGGAGAGUUGGAAAAAAUUGAUGACGACUGCGACCGACACGGAAUUCAAUUUGUCAAAAUUGACGAUAAAAAAGCUGCUGAAGAGUUUGGAAUCGACGAUGUUCCCUCAAUAGUCUACUUCGAAAAGCAAAUCCCCAAUGUUUACGACGGUGAUCUCGAGAACGAAGAAGAAAUUUUAGUUUGGCUCGUUGAUCAGUUGGAAAAGGAUGAAAUUGAAGAUGUUACCGAUGAGAUGCUCGAUCGACUUAUCAAGGACGGGAAAACUGUAGCUGUGUUAUUUUAUGAUAACAACGAUCGCAGGUCUCAAAAAGUGCUGAAUGAGUUGGAGAAUAUUGAUGAUGAAUGUGAUCAGCUGGGCAUUGCGUUUGUGAAAAUCGACAAUGAUGAAGAAGCAAAAGAAUAUGGCAUCGAAAAAGUUCCUACUCUGCUAUACUUUGAGAAAGGUAUACCGACAUACUAUGAAGGAAAUUUAGAAGAAGAAGAAAAAGUUCUUAGUUGGCUGCAUCACCAAACUGAAAGCGAUGAAAUUGAAGAUAUCACUGAUGAAAUGCUCGAUUUAAUCAUUGAGAAAAUGCCCUACGUAGCUGUUUUGUUCUAUGAUAAGGAUCAUAAGAAGAGUCAGAAAGUUUUGGCUGAAUUAGAGAACAUCGAUGACGAAUGUGAUCAGAAUGACAUCGCUUUUGUCAAGAUCGACGACGAUAAGGAAGCAAAAGAAUAUGGUAUUGAGUCUGUUCCAACAAUGGUGUUCUUUGAAAAAGGAAUCCCGCAUAUUUAUGAAGGCGAUUUGAUGAAAGAAGAAGAGCUUUUGGGUUGGUUACUGCAUCAAAAACGUCACAGUGAGAUACCGGAAGUUACUGACGAGAUGAUGGACAAACUAAUCGAAACAGCUCAGUAUUUGGCGGUUAUCUUUUAUGACAAAGACGAUAAACAAGAUAUGAGAAUUCUUAAUGAGCUAGAAAAUAUCGACGAUGAUUUGGAAAAAGAAGGCAUUGUUAUUGUUCGGAUCGACAAUGACGCUGAAGCUAAAGAAUAUGGUAUUGAUCAUCUACCUACACUAGUUUACUUUGAAGACAAUAUUCCUGCAAUUUAUGAAGGCGAUCUUUUGAAUGAGGAUGAGGUCCUAGAGUGGCUUAUUGAACAAAAGAACAGCGCAACGAUCGAAGAAGUAACGGAUGAAAUUUUAGUAGAUUUAAUAGAAGAACAUGAAUACGUCGUCGUAUACUUCAGUGGAACUUGUGAAGAAGGUGAAGAAUGUGACAACAUAUUAGAAGAAUUAGAAAAUAUCGACGAUGAGCUUGAUGAAACGGGUAUUAUCUUUGUAACCACCGAAGACUUAUCCUUGGCUAAAAAAUACGGAAUCAAGACCUUCCCGACGCUUGUUUUCUUUAGAAAUAAAGAACCUCUAAUUUACAAAGGUGAUAUCGAAGAUGAAGAUGAGGUAUUGGCAUGGUUGACAGAUGAAGACACUCUGGAAAUACCUGGAAAGAUUGAAGAAGUAAAUGCCAAAAUGCUAGAAAAAAUCCUGGAGGAAAAUGACCAUAUUGUUGUCUUCUUCUACAAAGAAAAUGACAAAAAAUCUCAGAAAAUAUUAAGUGAACUAGAAAACAUUGAUGACGAAUGUGAAGAGAAAGACAUCGAUUUCGUAAAGACUUCAGACGACGGAAUUGAUAAGGAAUAUGACCUCCCCGACUUGCCCGCAUUAGCUUUCUAUCGGCAUAAAUUUAGAACUAUCUAUGACGGAGAUCUAAUGCAUGAAGAAGCAAUUCUUAAAUGGGUUUUGGAUCUACAUGACUCGCAGCCUGAUGUUAUUGAAAAUGUUGAUAGAAAAACUUUAAAGGAUCUUAUUAAUGAUGUCGAACACCUGGCAGUAUUUUUCUAUAAUGAGAAAUGCGAUACUUGUGAAGAAAUUCUUGAGGAGUUAGAAACUAUUGACGAUGACACAGAUAAGCAUGGAAUACAAUUUGUUAAGUCGAAAGAUUCGAAGCUGGCGUCUGAUAUUGGUAUUUUCAGUUUCCCUGCUUUAGUUUAUUAUGAAACUGGAGUGCCGAUCAUGUAUGAUGGAAACUUAUUGGAUGAAACUGAAGUUCUUGAUUGGAUGGUUAGUCAAAAGGAAGAUGAGAGCAUCGAAGAAAUAGAUAGAGACAAAUUAUUUAAAUAUAUUGAAACAAAAGAAUUUUUAGCUGUUGUCUUUUACAGAGAUGAUGAUCCUCUUAGUCCGAGAAUACUGCGUCACGUAGAACUUAUCGACGAUGAAGCUGCCGAAUAUGGUAUAAAAAUUGUUAAAUGUAGCGAUCGGUUGAUGGCGAAGAAAUAUGGAUUUAGAAAUCCACCUGGUAUAACAUACUUUAGAAAAACAAAAUAUAUAAACUAUGAUGGCGAUAUGGAUGACGAAGAAGAAAUACUUGACUGGCUAACAAAUCCAGAAAACAUGGAGCUAACGGAUCACAUUGAGAAGGUCAAUCAGAAAAUGUUCCAAAAAAUAAGACAAACAUCUGACUACGUGGCUGUAUUCUUUUACAGUAAUGACUGCAAACAAUGUCCAAAAGUACUAGCGGAAAUCGAACAUAUAGACGAUGAUGCUGAUGCCGCUGGUAUUAACUUCGUCAAAAUAGAUGACCGACAGAUGGCUAAAGAAUUUGGGGUGUUUGCCUUACCUGCCGUACUAUUCUUCAAAUUGAAUUCUAAGGAACCCGUUAUAUAUGCAGGUGAUUUGUACGAUGGGCAACAACUGCUCAGUUGGCUACUUACGCAGAAGAAUCCUGCAGGUGAUGUUAUAGAAGCACUCGAAGGUCAAGAAUUAUUGGAUUUGAUAGAAGAAUCGGCAUCUUUAGCGGUUUAUUUCUGGAAUAAAACAUUGUGCGAAUUGUGCAAUGCAAAAACAGCGAAAAAGCCGAAAAAGAGUAUUAGAGAACACGACGACGAGGAAGGGCAGGAGAUAGACGAUUCUCUUGAUUGUGAGCAAUGUAAUGGAAUCCUGGAAGAGCUUGAAAAUAUUGACGAUGACUGCGAUAGACAUGGAAUUAAAUUCGUUAAAACUCAAGAUUAUUCCAUAGCAGAAAGUUACGGAGCGACUGACUUUCCAGUUUUAGUAUACUUUGAACACAAUAUACCUAAUGUAUAUGAGGAUUCUUUGGCUGAAGAGGAAGAAGUUCUUCAAUGGCUAAUUACUCAAAAAACCGAAGAUCGCAUCGAGCUUAUAACUAGAGUAAUGUUAGAGAAAAUGGUAGAAGAGACACAAUAUCUAGCAGUUUAUUUUUACAAAUUAAAUUGCCACAUUUGUGAUCAUAUACUUGAGGAAUUGGAAAAGAUUGACGACGAAUGUGACGUAUAUGGUAUUCACAUGGUUAAGAUACAAGAUCCACAGCUUGCGAAGAGAUACUCUAUAAAGACAUUCCCAGCAAUGGUUUACUUUAGAAAUGGCAAUCCUCUUCUCUUCGAAGGUGACUUGCAAAAUGAAGAAUCUAUACUAGAAUGGCUGAUUGAUGAUGACAAUCGUGAAUUAGCUGAUGAAAUUGAAUCGGUUAAUGAUCGAAUGCUUGAGAGACUGCUUUACGAAUCACAUUUACUUGCAGUGUUUUUCUAUGACGAGGAGGACUGUCCAGAAUGUCAAGAUAUUCUCGAGUCUCUCGAACAGAUCGAUGGAGAAGUUGAUCAGUUUGGUAUAGAUUUUGUUAAAAUAGCUAGUCCUGAAUCAGCUGCCAAAUAUAACAUAAUCAAUAUACCUUCGCUUGUGUACUUUCGAAAACAAACUCCAAUGUUCUACGACGGCGAUCUCCAUCAAGUGGAUAGAGUUCUCCAAUGGUUAACAUCUCAAGAAGUUUUUGAACUAAAAAAUGAAAUUGAGGAAGUUAAUCGUAAAAUGUUGGAUAAAUUACUGGAGGAAAACGAGUUCCUCGCUGUUUACUUUUAUGAGAAUACAGCUGAGAGUCGCGCAGUUUUAGACAAACUAGAAAAAAUUGACAGUGAGACCGAUAAUUUGGACAUAACAUUUGUAAAAAUGCAUGAUCCUCGUUACGCCCGCAAAUGGGGUGUCACUAAAUUGCCAGCUAUUGUUUACUUUAGGAAACGCUUCCCCAGUAUAUAUAGAGGUGACGUGAUGGAAGAAAAUGAGGUAUUAGAAUGGCUGCGAAAGAACAGAUUCAGGCAGCCAGAGCUGAAUAUAUUCAUGUACGCAUUGAUAGCUCUAUCAAUAGCGUUCGUUAUGUACACCGCGUUUUUGCUUCAAUGCUUUAAACCCCUCGCGUCAACGACAACACAGCAUCCAAAGCAGGCGUGAUUUAUUUUUACAGGUUUUAGACCUAAAACUUUCGACUGUAACAAAAGCCUUUGGCUUAAAAUAUAUUUCGACAUCCACCUAUAUACAAAGAUUUUAUUCCAGUAUUCUAACUUAAAAUAACAACGUUGUAUUCAUAAUUUUGACGCGGUUUUGUUUCGGUGAUUUUUUCUUAUUCUAUAAAAUAUGUUAACCUUACUUUCUGAUGUGAUCAGCUAUGAACAAUUUUAUGCUGUACCACAGAGUGGUCAGGUAAUACUAAGUCAAUGAAUAUUCAGACUAACAAUAAUAUGGGAUCAAACUUUAUUUUACAUUAAUAGGUUUUAGAAUGAAAUGCUUUGUUACUUAAUUUAAACACAUCUAUCGUGGGAAACAACAUAACACGAACAUUAAAGUUUUUCAUUUAAUUAUAAUCAUUUAUCUACUUAUUCUGCCUCCUCUGCUAUAACAGAAAUUAUACGGCAUUUUUAUUUCACUUAAGACUGUAUAAUUUUUUACUUGGUGCCAAUUUUUUCGUUGUGUGCAACACCAAGUACUUCCUUCUUAUUAUAAUAUGCAUGUGGGUUUUCUAUUUUAUUGUUGUCAUGUUUAUUCGUUGAAAGACGGUAUUAAACUUCAUUCUCGUUAUAUUUUUAUCCAUUGAUUUAAUUUAAUCGAGAAACUUGAUGUCUCAUUAUUUAAUUAAUUUGAAUG